Vairimorpha ceranae is the source of this 141-nucleotide messenger RNA. RefSeq lists its product as hypothetical. The transcript has a single exon. The coding region runs from base 1 to 141 and encodes 46 amino acids. The record is from RefSeq and is a predicted model, not a curated record. NCBI's taxonomy places the organism in Eukaryota, Fungi, Microsporidia, Nosematidae.
AUGAUAUGCUGUACACAACAAUGCAAAUUACAGAAAGUUUUUAUUUUGUGUUUUGUUACUAAGCGACUUCUAAGCAUAUUUCAGGUAAAGUAUAAAGCCAAAAAUGCAUAUUUUUUUAAGAGACGAGAGAAAAAUCUAUAA